UGCCUUUUAUCAGGCUCUCACAACCAACUACCCUCCUGCAAUGCCUUCAGCUCUUGACACCAACAUGAGGUUCAAGUUUUCAGCCGUGGCUCUUCUUCUGGAAGUGAUCAUCAUUGUUCUGUUUGGAAUAUUUGUGGAAUAUCGAGAAGAUAAUAACCCUGAAAUUUUAUACCCAAUCUUUCAGGAUGUCCAUGUGAUGAUAUUUGUUGGGUUUGGUUUCCUGAUGACCUUUCUGAAGAAAUAUGGAUUCAGCAGUGUUGGUAUCAGCAUGCUUCUUGCUGCCUUCGGUCUCCAGUGGGGAACCCUGAUGCAAGGAUUUUGGCACAUGCAAGAAGGGAAAAUUCAUGUUGACAGCAACAGCAUGAUAAAUUCAGACUUCAGUACAGCAACUGCUUUGAUUUCAUUUGGAGCAGUCCUGGGGAAAACAAGUCCUCUUCAGAUGCUGAUAUUGACAAUUCUGGAGAUUACAAUCUUUGCAUGCAAUGAACACCUAGUUACAAAAAUAUUUCAGGCUACAGAUGUUGGAGGCUCAAUGACCAUCCAUGCUUUUGGAGCUUAUUUUGGUUUAGCCGUAACCCUGGUCUUGUGUCGUCCUGGUUUGAAAAAAAAACAUGAAAAUGAAGAAUCUACCUAUCAGUCGGACAUAUCUGCCAUGAUUGGUACCUUGUUCCUUUGGCUUUUUUGGCCCAGUUUUAACUCUGCCACUGCAUCUGAGAACAUUUUCUAUAUUAAAGCAAUUGUCAACACCUACUAUUCCUUGGCCGCAUGUACUGUUGUAACAUUCGCCCUCUCCAGCCUGCUGGAUCAAAGAGGCAAAUUCAGUAUGGUUCUCAUCCAAAAUGCCACCCUGGCAGGAGGAGUGGCAGUGGGUACCUGUGCUGACCUGUCAAUCAACCCUUUUGCUGCCAUGUGCAUUGGGAGCAUUGCUGGAAUCAUCUCUGUCCUUGGGUUCCACUUCCUGACUCCUUUGUUGGCAUGCAAGUUGAACAUUCAUGACACUUGUGGAGUUCAUAAUUUACAUGGGUUACCUGGAAUACUGGGAGGUAUUGCUGGCAUCGUAGUAACUGCAAUAAAUGAGGAAACUAGGCAAAAUAUCCGCUUAACUCCUGGCAUGCAGGCUGCUGCCCUGGGCAGCACAAUUGGACUUGCACUGGCGGGUGGAGCAUUGACAGGUGGGAUUCUAAAGCUGCCUUUCUUGGGACAAGUGUCUGACCAGAACUGCUUUGAUGACUCUGUUUUCUGGGAGGUUCCAGAAGAGAAGAAACCACAUGAAUUUCACUCCAACAACUAUGACGAGCACAGCAGAUUUGAAGCCACCAUGUAGAAAAAGUAUUAAUCUAUAAUAUUUGCCUUAAUGAUGCUCUUUCAAGUUUCUAAUGCUAAAAAACAACCUACGAGUAUUGUCGUAACCACAGUAGGUUUUCAACAAGGAGCUUUAGGUAGCUAUAAUUUUUAAAUAUAAAACAAGCUUGAUUGUACAAAAUAGUUACUAUACCAAACUCAGGUGAAUUAAUGAGAUCCUUCCAAUAUAUUUGUUCAUCAGAAAAACCCACCACAAACUGCUCCACAAAAUUACCUAUGCUUUACCUUUUGUCACCACUGAAUCAAUAUAGCUAUUGAAACAACUUUUGUGUUUCAAGCCUACCACAGGAUACCAUACAUAACUGCAAUAUUUCUGAGUUACAGUCACAUUUGUGACUCCAUAGGGACUACAUAGGGGUAAUCAAGAAGAAACAGAUUGAUAUUGCUUAUUUAGAAUCUAACAAGCUUUUCACCAGAGCAUCCCAGAUUAAUUUUUCAGAAAGUGUGCUGUCCUGGUUUUGAAUGGGGUAGAAAAUGCUCUGUAUUUCAAAGACUGGUUAUGACAAGAAAGAAAAUGUUGAACUAAUUUCUAUGUCAAAGCACAGAAGGUAGUGAUUACUAAGGUAUAAUAAGUAGCAAUAUUAUUAUCAAGAUCCUUUGUUACUAUGUUUAUUGAAAGAGAGAAGAAAGUGAAAUGGUGAAAAAAAAUGAAUCUUGGCAUAGAUUUAUUUAGAUUGUUUCAAGACACAAUAGGGGAAUUGAGUAGGGCUAUGAAAAAAAAAGGUAACAACAUAAUACUUCUUAUUCUGUCCAACAUUAAUAAGUGGAGAGUAAUACUGUUCAUGUCAAAAGAUACAAGCUGAACUAAAUGCUAGCUCCAAGAAAAAACAUGAGUUCUUAGGAACUGAUCAAGAAGCAACUGUAUUCAACCUACAGAAGACUCCGUGGAGAACUUCUGUGUGGUGAGUCACUACUUUUGAAGUCACUGCCUCCUAAAACAUGAAAAAGCAGAAAGAAGAAAAGUGAAGCUAAAUUAAGGUAAAUUAACUCUACCCGAGGAGUGAUGAUAAUGGCUGCUCAAUUAAGAGGACAAAAACUGAGAUAUCUGAAGGAGCUCAGAGUUGCCAGUAGCUGGGAGCAGAGCUACACAUCUACGCCUACCUACCUGUGGCAACCCAUUGAGAGGCAAUGGAUGGGAGAUGAAAAUCUAACGGAAAGAUCACAGUGCCUCUAGGCAUUAAUCAGACUUGGAAACAGACACUGUUGAUUCAUAAGGACAAGCUGCAGUGGAUGAACUUUCAAGACUGCUUUAUAUUACCAACUUAUUUAAAGUCUUACUUAACAGAUUUAAGAGGGAAAGCUGCUCCUCUCAUAACAGAUCCAUGUGUGUUUGCUUUCCUCCUGUGGUCUCUGUCUGCUAUGAUGGAGAAAUGCUGAUCAUGCACAAAACAAAAUUCAUCCAUUUUCUAGAAGCCUUAGAAAAGUGCCUCAGCUAAGGACAGAUGAAUCCAGGACUUACAGUUUGACCACCCUUCAUGAAAAGUUUGGACAUCUUGUUUCAGACUGUUCUUCACCCUGAACAGACUCUCUCUACGCAACAGACAGUGUACAAAGAUGUGUCAUCAGGAAAUUAAACACAGAAUUGUUGGCUUUAAACAUUACUUUUUUUUUUACAUGACUGUGUCCUUGAAUUGCAUGGCUUGUUUCUUCUAAGGUUCUUUACCCUAAUUUCUCACCUCCAUACUUCAGAUGGCAAUGACAUUUGGUUCUCUGUCUAAGGGUAUUUUCUUUGGUUGGUUAUUUCUAAAUUAAUCAAACCUUUGAAUAUGCCCUGAGUCCAUAAAGCUUCUUUUGUACAUAGCUUCUGUGUAAUAAGCUACUGGACACUAUGGCGAGGUGUUCAGCCUUAUGGCUUAAAAUGUUUUGCUAAGAACUAUUUUGUUCAUCAAUGAGGGAGCCACACACUGGCAGAAAAGGAAAGUAAGGAGUUAAACUAGACAUAAGGUGCAGGAUAAGCUUCGAGGAUGGGGCUGAA
Messenger RNA from Melopsittacus undulatus (budgerigar), 3337 nucleotides. RefSeq names its product Rh associated glycoprotein (gene RHAG). The record is from RefSeq and is a predicted model, not a curated record. The coding region runs from base 41 to 1324 and encodes 427 amino acids. Gene Ontology annotation, biological process: ammonium homeostasis; ammonium transmembrane transport. The transcript is spliced from 10 exons. Gene Ontology annotation, molecular function: ammonium channel activity. Gene Ontology annotation, cellular component: plasma membrane. Lineage: Eukaryota; Metazoa; Chordata; Aves; Psittaciformes; Psittaculidae.